Bactrocera latifrons is the source of this 11612-nucleotide messenger RNA. RefSeq names its product adenomatous polyposis coli protein (gene Apc2). The coding region runs from base 498 to 9872 and encodes 3124 amino acids. Gene Ontology annotation, cellular component: catenin complex; beta-catenin destruction complex; cytoplasmic microtubule. The transcript is spliced from 6 exons. The record is from RefSeq and is a predicted model, not a curated record. Gene Ontology annotation, biological process: cell fate specification; Wnt signaling pathway; negative regulation of canonical Wnt signaling pathway. Gene Ontology annotation, molecular function: microtubule binding; gamma-catenin binding; beta-catenin binding. Lineage: Eukaryota; Metazoa; Arthropoda; Insecta; Diptera; Tephritidae.
GCAGCACUAUUACGUGCUUGUUCUUCAGUGUGCCAUAAAAUUCCGUCUGGCAAAGUAGACUAAGUAAGCGAGGUGAAUGUUUGUGUUUUCGCGUAUAUAGUGCUAUUUUAAUUGAAAUGUGUAAUAAGUCAGAAUAAAUAUUAACACAGUAGUUAUCAGUGCAGUUGAUAAGAACAUUAGUAAGCACCUGUAUCAGGUAACAACGUUAACGAUUCACUCCAACCAUCUUCGCCAUAUAGAUAUUUAUAUGCAUAUGAUGGUGAACUCGCUGAUGCAGUGAAAUUGAAGCAACGACGACUCCCAGAAUUUUUUUUCAAGAAGAAUACCCAAAGGAAAGGAAGAAGUUGCCGUUGCAACGUCGGUGGAUAUGGAAGAUUAGACUGAAUUGUGCAGCCAACGCUCGAGAGGCGUGCGUGUGCGUUUGCCCGUAUCACUAUUUUUUUUUUUUUAUUGUUUCUUCAACGAAAUUCAACUGAAAGUGUUAGAAGCGCGUAAAAAUGUUUUCACCGGCGUCCUCGGCACACACACAUCGUGGCAAUAAGCGAGAGGCCAAAUUGAAUGCUACAACCGAUUUGGAUGAUGACGAUGACGACAGCAGCAUCAUUGAUGACACCGAUGUGGAUGUAGCCGUCGAUGUGGACGUCAACGAGGUGCCCACACAAAAGCCACAUUUUCUAGACGAUGCCAUGCCGCCACCCGAAAUGGUCGCUGACUUCGAACGCGUGCUAAGUUUUGGCGCAAAAAGCGAUGGUGGCACACAUACGACAGCCGUUCCUAGCAGCGGUGAGCAAUUGAAAAUGGAUAAAAAGUAUGAACGCGACGGUGAGAUUAGUGACUAUGAGUUGGCCGCAAGUGGGUAUACAAAGAAAGAGUUCACACAGGACGAUAAUACGUUGAAUCUGCCAAGUGGCAUUGGCAAGAACACAUUUGCGAAACCAAAGCAUUUUCUCGAUGAGAAUCCCAUACCGCCAGACUACAUGUUGCUGGCGACCGCCGCUGACCAUGACUUGCGGCGCGAGCACCGCAGCCUAGACCGCAAUUUCGAGCGACAAGACGAACAGGAGUCCGCACUCCUUGCCGGCCAAUUGAUGAAGAGCAGCAGCAGUAGUGGCGGUGGUGGUCGCAAGAGUUCACUGGAUCGCGGCGGUUAUGGCGGUGGCGGAGGUCAUAGUAAUGGCAGUCACAGUGGCAGUAUGUCGAGUUCGCGCACAUCACGUGAGCGCAACAAGGAGCUUACUUCCUCGUACACAUUGUCGCGUUUUCUACACAGCGCCGAAACACCGUCGCCACCACCGGCGCUGCAGCGCAGCAUACCGAAAGGUGGCGCUUGGGCGAGCAGCAGUGGCAGCGGCAGUUGCAGCUUUGACAGACUUUAUGGCAGCUUGCCAAUGGCACAUGCCAGCGGCGGCGGCGGCACAAGUGGUGUUGGCGAUAGCAGCUGCGCGCUAGGGGUCGAUGACAUUGUCGAUGGCGACCGGCUGGGUCCGAAAGUGCAGUGUGUGUACUCGCUGCUCUCGAUGUUGGGCUCCAAUGACCCGUCGGAGAUGUCAAAGAAGUUUCUUGAAUUGUCGCGCACGCCCGAAACAUGCACUGCGCUGCGACGUGCCGGCUGUGUACCGCUGCUCGUGCAAAUGAUGCACUCCGAUGGCGAUGAUAGUGUGCGAAAGUGCGCCAGCAUGGCACUGCACAACGUCGUACACAGUCAUGUGGAUGAGAAGACUGCAAGGCGUGAGGCGAAAGUGUUGCGUUUGCUCGAACAGAUAUUGGAUUAUUGUAAUUUCUUGAAAACGCUGCUGCAGAGCGGUGGCGAAGCUAUUGCCGAUGACUCCGAACGGCAUCCGCUGGCGGCGAUAUCGUCAUUGAUGAAGGUGAGCUUCGACGAGGAGCAUCGUCAUGCUAUGUGCGAGCUGGGUGCACUGCAGGCAAUACCGAACUUAGUGCAUUUGGAUCACGCAGUGCACGGACCGAAACCGGAGGAUCAGUGUUGCAAUUCCUUGCGGCGUUACGCACUUAUGGCGCUUACAAAUCUCACAUUCGGCGAUGAACACAACAAGGCUUACUUGUGCAGUCAGAAAUUAUUUAUGGAGGCUUUGGUGGCACAGCUGGACUCGGCACCUGACGAUUUACUGCAGGUAACUGCCAGCGUAUUACGUAAUCUGUCGUGGCGUGCCGACAGCAAUAUGAAGGCGGUGCUGAAUGAGAUUGGCACGGUGACGGCUUUGGCGAACGCCGCUAUGAAAAACAAAAGUGAGAACACGCUCAAGGCGAUAUUGUCGGCCUUAUGGAAUCUAUCUGCGCAUUGCAGCACCAAUAAGGCGGAGUUCUGUGCGGUAGAUGGCGCGCUCGCCUUUCUCGUCGACAUGCUUACCUAUGAGGGACCCAGUAAAACUUUGAAGAUUAUCGAAAAUGCCGGUGGCAUACUACGUAACGUCUCUAGUCACAUCGCAGUGCGCGAGCACUACCGACAAAUACUACGGGAACGCAAUUGUCUUUCGAUACUGUUGCAGCAACUUAAAUCCGAGAGCUUAACGGUGGUGAGCAACUCUUGCGGCACACUGUGGAAUCUAUCGGCGCGCUGCCCGGAGGAUCAGAAAUUUCUUUGGGAUAACGGUGCAGUACCAAUGCUUCGUUCACUGAUACACUCCAAACACGCCAUGAUCUCGGAAGGCAGCGCCUCAGCGCUUAAGAAUUUACUCAACUUCCGACCGGCAGUGCAGAGUCAAAACCAACUAGAUCCAAUCGCCCGUUCGAUGGGUCUACGAAAACUCCCAACGCUAAAUGUGCGCAAACAAAAAGCGUUACAACAAGAACUCGGCGGCAAACAGCAUGCUGAGACCUGUGACAAUUUGGACAUCAGUGGAAGUGGUGGCAUAGCAAAAGAAGAUGGUCAACUGCUGCAACACACCGCUUUGAGUGUCGUAAUGCAUGCGCAUCGUCAGCGUUAUGUCGCCGCAGCAGGUAGUGCUGUGCCGCCCGGUACUUCAGUGCGACUUACGCGCUCCGCCAUGCUAACUAAAAGUGAAAGUCGCGACUCAGUCUUUUCCGCGAAGUCAGAUACUGCAUACGAGAAUUUGAUGCGCUCCCAUUCGGCAUCAGACGCCAAUCGUAAAAAGCUGCCAUACAGCGGAGCUGCGGCAGUGACAGUGUACUCGCUGGAAAAUGAUGCAGAGUCCACAGAUGUGGAGCAGCCCAUCGAUUACUCGGCCAAAUAUUGCGAAAAAGAUGCAAAAACGUCGAACGAGCUCACAACAGAGCCGGCCUCGGGCACUAACAACACCAAUGUCACAUAUCAGGAAACUGAUUUAGAUCAGCCGACAGACUUCAGCUUGCGCUAUGCUGAGCAUCAAAUUGAAACCGAAUUGGACGUGUUACCCUCUGAGCAGGCGGGCCGCAGCAGUAAUGUUGCUAAAAGAAGCGGCGCAGUCGAAGGCAGCACAACAGCACCGAAUCGCGCACAGACAGCAGUAAGCGAUGGUAACGAAAUACUGCUUAUACUCGAGGAUACCGUAAAAUGUUACCAAACGGAGGACACACCUUACGUUAUAUCCAAUGCUGCUUCAGUUACGGACUUACGGCAAGCGGUAGUCAAGUCUGAAAGCACCGCAACAGCAGAGACUACAAAACCCACAGAGAAGCCGAAGAAAUACCAAAGAGUACAACAGAUGCACAGUAAUGUCGGCGUACAGGGUAACGCCGCUUAUGGUUCGGGCUCCUAUACACCCGAAAAGCCCAUCAAUUAUUGCGAAGAGGGCACGCCCGGCUAUUUUAGUCGUUACGAAUCGCUCAGCAGUCUGGAUGAAUCACCGCCAACACAACAAACUCAGAAUAAAGAGGCUAAAGUGCCACAUACUAAAACCGCCAGCAACAAUUCAGCCAAAAAAAGUAGCAAUGAACUUGAUGCUGAUUUAAAUGCUCACACACCUGUGACACAUGUCAAUGUGCCGGUGGUGCAAAGUAGUGGCAAUGCCACCACAAUGAAUUCGGCACAGGAGACGCCGCUAAUGUUUUCGCGUCACAGCUCGAUGGAUUCGCUGGUCGGGGAAGGUGAGGAUGAGAUUGGUGUUUGCGAUGACAAGAGCUCGGUAGUUAGUGACUUCAGUCGCCUGGCAAGCGGCGUCAUUUCACCGUCCGAAAUUCCUGACUCACCUACCCAGAGCAUGCCCCAAUCGCCACGUCGUCACAGCAACGCUGGACAAGUGAACAGCAGCGGCGGGAGUGGCAUUGGUGCGUUUCUGCAGGGCGUUUCGCCGAGAGCUGCACCACGUGGUUCCGCUGUUGGCAUUGCUAGCGCUAGUGCUGGCAUCGGGCUGCGCGGUAAUGCUGCUGUGGGCGAGGAAACAAAACGACCACUGCGUAGCGUCUUCGAAGAUGAUUUGAGCACUUUCAAUGUUGAGAAUACACCGGCGCAAUUCUCGUGCCGCACCAGUCUGAGCAACCUGAGUAUACUGGAUGAUGAAAACAGCCUGCCACCAUCGAGGCAACCCAUUGAGGGCGAGAACAACACACAGCCCGCUAUCGUGUCCGAAGGUGAGGAAGAGGAGUCGACUAACAACAUCGACGACAUACUGCUCGCCAAUUGCAUUAAUAUGGGAAUGAAUCGCACAACCAUAACAGCUGCCGCGUCCAAGAAAUCAAUGGCGCGUGCAGCACGCAACCAAGCCGUUGGAGACGCACAGUUACCCGCCGAUGAGCCGAGGCAUUACUAUACCGAAGAUACACCGGCGUUCCUCUCAAAGGUUGGCAGUAAUACAAAUUUGUCAGCCUUAUCUAUCUGCUCCAGCAAUAAUAUGGAUGAAUUGAAGGAACCACAAGGGCCGGCCACAACUAGCGGUACAGCCGAUAACCGACACUCGCUUACCUUGUCGGAUGACGUGUCAUCAAAUGCCUCGGAGAGUGGUGCCACCGGUCAAUCAUUCGAUUUGUUGCAGCAAUGCAUUGAAGUCGGUAUGAAAAAACCGAAUACACAAACGAAAACACACUCAAAUCACGCCACUGUGGCACAACAGCGACCGAUGCGUCCAGCAACGACGGCCGAUCCCAUAGCCAUGUUGCGACGUGGUGGCACCGCAUUGCCGCCAUAUUUACCUGUCUCAGAUGAAAUGAGUAAAUAUUUGGUGGAGGAUUCACCCUGCAAUUUCUCUGUGGCUUCGGGUCUAUCUAAUCUGACUGUAGGCUCUAGUUUAGUGGGACCCGCUGUGACGCUAAAGGGCAGCAAUGCGAGCGCUGAAAACUCUCCAAACAUGCCUGCAGCUGCAGAGGCUCCGCGGGCUAAGUCCGUAGCGCCAGAAGAGAGUGCGCGCUUGGAACAAAAAUGGCAGGAUGAUUCGCUUAGUUCGCUGUCCAUCGACUCUGAAGACGAUACGAACUUGUUAAGUCAGGCUAUUGCCGCUGGUUGCAAUAGACCCAAAUCGAAUCUUGGUUUUAGUAGCACAUCGUCUACCAACAACAAUAACAACAACAAUCGCAAUAAGCGCAUAUCACUGUCCGCUUCACAGCCAAUACCCAUCAAUGCGGCCACCUCGUCAUCGUCACUCAAUUCCAGCGCCACAGCACGACACUACCAACGACAGCAACAACACACAAGCGACCGCAAUGCCGGUCACACUUCCAGCACAGCACACCGCUAUCAAAAUGGCAAUGAUUCUUACAGUUCGGUGGAUUCGAGCGACUCCAAUGAUAACCAAGCCAAAUCACUCUUUGAGCUGUGCAUACGCACCGGAAUGCAUAAGCCUACACGUGACGGUGGCAAUCACCGUCGCCAGCAUCUAAUGAGUAAUCGACGCAGUGGCAACAGCACCACCACGCAAUCGAAUCCGAAUUUGAAACAAUUCGAUUCGUUGCCGCUGCAAUUGUAUCAGCAGACGAAAACAGCGCCUUUGCCGACCAAUACGUCCACGGCUUUGCCGUGCACAACCACAACGGUUAAUCGUCAUUUACGCGAACGCGAGCGCAAAGAUGAAAAAUUGCUGUUGGAAUGCAUCAACACUGGCAUUUCGAAGAAGAUCGGCAACAAUGCUAUCGGUGGCGCCGGGAGUGUAGGCGGUAGUGCUGCGGCCGCGUCCGUUGGCAGAUACACUGCCGACAAUAGCGCACAUUCAAUGUCUAUGCCAAUAUUUUAUGCGGGCGAUGGCAGUUACAGCACUGGGACCGGGUCAAAAAACGUGCUGGCUACGUCUGCAGCUGCACGGGCGCUGUGUCACCCACACGCGGCUACUUUAUCCUCAAAUGUGCUCAGCACAGCAGCUCCAGACGUAACAAAGACGAACAACACCGGCUACAACAACAGCAACUGCACCACCAUCAGCAGCAACAGCAACAACAACAUUUGCAACGACACCAACAACACGUGCAACAGCGUGAAUUGUUGGGAAGUGAGGGACACCAACAGCGUCGACAUCAUAGACGCAGUAAAAAAUCCAGCGAUGGCCACCACCAUCACAGCACCCAGCGACGCAAAUCUUCCAAAUCACGCGAACGCAACAACCGAACAGAAAACGAACAGUACUGGGUAUAAGCAAGAGCAAGAGCCGGAACCGGACGACUUAAAUAGUCUAUCUACUUCGCUAGACAACACUGCAACCAGCGACGAUUCGAAUGAGUCGUUCAUUAUAGAGACCACAGUGUCACUGGAGAUGCGUCAAUCGCGCUCUUCGCCGCCACUUACCACAUCGCAAAAACACAAGGAUCCCGAUUUAAUGUUAAAGUCCGUGGAGCGGCUAACGUUGGAGUUUGUCUCUUCAGCAGAACAACUACGUACCAAUGCCACUACUGUAACUGCGGACUGCAUUGCUGCUGAGCAACAGCGUGCGACAUCUGUUGGCACGAGUAUAUCCAUCGGCGGUAACUCGAAUUCCAACAACACUUGGAACGAGGAUACCUGUCCCAAUGAUGAUGUCUCGUUCCCCAGCGUCAGCGUCACCGCGCCUGUUAUCGCUUCAUUAAACUAUGACGACGAAGACGAUGAUGAUGAUGAUGAUGAUGCAGACCAGGCAACCGAGGCGGACCACAAGGAUUUGCAUGAUUUUGCUGAAAUUACACCAAUAAAUGAAGAACAGCCGCAACCGUCCCUCUUGCUACUGGAACGCGCUGAAACCGCUACACAGCCCAGUUCAUUGGAAACGGAAACCGAAACCGACACUUUGGUGAAUGAAGGUCGCAGCCUGGAUAUACCAUGUUAUAUUGCAACGCAAGAGUCGACCACCAGUAGCGGCCUAAACUUCCAGCUGGGCGGUGCUGUACAAUCAGCAGCGCUUUCUCUGGGCGGCGGCCAUCAUAUGUUGUAUGGCAGUAACAGCAAUGCAGCUGCUGCAGCAGCACAAGCCGCCGCGGCCGCAGCCGCUGCUGCAAUGACGAACUCCACCAUCAUUGCUAUUGAAGCGCGCGCUCUAGCUGAGAAUCUACAGCAUGGUGGCAGGGUGAGUGCUGACGAUGAUGAAAGCAUCGAUUUGACAUUUAGCAUGAACAGUUUGGAUUUGGAGAACAUACGUCCACCUUCUGGUAUGGAAUCGCUUAACAUAUCUGGCUACUACCAGCAGGAGUCACUUUCCAAUACAUACCACUCGCUUGGUGUGCUGCAGCGUCGUAGCGGUAGCACCCCGCAAAGUCCACAAAUGAUGCUGCGCUCACCGAAGUUUCCACGCAAGUCGCUGCCGCAUGGUUUGGUCGCGAAACGCGCACUAGGCCAACUGCCUGCUCAUCUCAGCGGCAGCGCGGAAAGCGUAAAUUCCAGUUGUAAUAUGUUGGAGAACAUCAAGCCGCCAUCAUUAAUGGACGAACUAUUGGAUUCCAUGAUCAGUGUGGCAAGCAUACAAUCGGAGGUGGCAGACGGCGAAUGCAGUUUGGCUACAACUCUAUCGGCUGCCUCGAAUUAUGAGACAGCGGCGGGUGGACAAAUGGAGUGUGCUGACUAUGAUGAUAAUACCGUUACGCUGCAAAGUUGCUGCGAAACCAUGCCGCACGAUAUGGAUGUAGAAGAAAACUCUUUUCAUAGUGGCGCCGGCAGUACACCACUGCCAACCGAUGAUUAUGAAUUCAGUUCUGCCGAGUCGACACCACAAAAAUCGGCUGCUUCACCAACGCCGCCGAAUGGUGAAAAACGCACACUGACGCCUAAACAGAAGCGGAAAGUGGCAAAGGAUCGCUAUCGUACCUACACGAUAUCCUCGAAUGCGGUAGUAAAUGAGGAGGAACGUCGGCGUUUGGAGCUUGAUGAGGCACAAAUGACAGACGAAACGUUACAGAUCGAAAUCAUCGAAACGGAGGGUGCCACUAAUGGCAGCUCCAGCAGCCGCCGACGAGCAGAUGCCGAACGCUAUCGAACGCAAACAAUUGUCUAUACAACUGAAACCACAACCACAACGACAACCACAAUCACAAGCAAUGAACUGGAAGCGCAAGAGAUCAACGCCAGCGCGGAUGAAUCUGCCGGACCGUAUUCUUUGACUUCCACAGACGACUGCACUUCGGAAAAUAUGUCUUCGCUACGUGAAUUGACACAUAAGUUCAAAUUCAUUAAUAUGCCCAUUCAUACAUUGAAAUCCGCACCAGAAGCAGAAACCACCGAGGUGAGAGGAGCUCCCGAUGGUGGUGACUGCUUAACCAGCAUGGAAGGCGAUCAAAAUUCGGACACAGAGUCGCGUCAUGAUCAACAAGAAGCAUACAAUCGUGGUGAAAACUAUGCUGAUCGAAGUGAAGAAGAAGAAGCAAAAGAGGAAAGCGAUUCAGAGCAUCAAUCUGUAGUAAAGACACCAGCGCGUGCGCGUAUCGCCAAACCUAUUGAAAUACCUGACAUACAAUCAGUCGCCAAUGCCGCUGACGACCAGGCGAAAAUUGUGCGCGGCCGCAAGAAACCGGCCUACAUUUCACCUUACAGCAUACAGUAUCAGCGUACCAUAUCGCCGCAGACACGUGUCGCUACAAAUAAAAUGCUGACGCAGCAGUCAACAACAACAACGCAGGCCAAGACCGCCAGCACACGCUUGGCGUCACCGAACAAAGCGCAGACGCACGCAAACGUGGACGCAAAAACCAACGUGGCACCACCACCUCCUCUGGAAAGACAGGGUACCUUCGUGCAGGAGGAGCCAACCAUUGCAACAUGUCAGGUGCCGGUUGUUGUGUCGGAAGUCAAGGCAUCUUCUGCACCGAAGGCUGCCACAACUGCGGGCGGUAGCCCACAGCGUUCUUCGAAAUUACCAACAAAACGCGCAACCGCCGCGGCCGCUUCCAAAUCCAACACAGCGCUCAUACAGCCAGCCACUACACGAAAAAUACCGAUUGCAACAAAAACCAAUUCACCCAAACAUCGCAAAGUCACCGCCACUAUCGGCGCGACUACAAGCGCCAGCAUGCCGCAGCGUUCGAACAGCAAUGCGGCCAUACGUGUGACCAGCAGCGCGGCGCGCAUAACACGCGUAUCAGCAACAACGCCGCCAACGCGCAGCAACUCUAAUCUGAACAGUCGUGACACAGCCGCAACAGCGGCGGCGAGUGCCACGAAGAGCGCGGCAGCGAAAAUCAAUCAAGCGCAAAGUCGCAUCGCCAACAUUUGGAAGCGUGUCAAUGAUGCUAAAAGCAAGCAGCAAGAGCCGUACAAAGCGCCGCGCAUCAAUAUUGCACGCGGCUCAGCGGCCGUGGUGAGUAAGUUGAAGUCACAGCAAACGAAGUCGUCGCCCGCGUUAAAUGCGCCGAAGACAAUAUUGCCGGCGCGCACGACUGCGCCACAACAACAAAAGAAACAAACGCUGAUACGUAGCUCGACAUUUGAUAACACGCCGAAUGGCGACGUGGGCGCGCUGCAAAAUGUGCCACCGAAAAUGGCAGUCAAUGCUGGAGGUGGCAUGUCAGUUGCGCAGCGCGGAGGCAGAAAAUAAGUUUCGUGUAAAAUUUUUGGCUUGAAAAUGCACAAAAUGCUCAAAUAGUAAAAAAUGUGCGGCGCCGUGGGGAGUAAUGUCAAGUAAAGACAUUUGAGCGACGCGACAUCAGAAAAAUAUUUGUUUGGUGGCUAAGUGCGCUUCUGCUCUCCGAUUUGCGUUUAACUUAUGCCAAACGCAAAAGAACAAUAACAAAAACCCUCAUUUGAACAACUUUUAGCAAAUCAAUCAAAUCAGUUAGUCAAAACUAAGCACUUAAGCGCAUUUAAGUAUCUCUUUUAAGUUAGUAUCUAAUCAAAGUAGUGAAGUAAAUAUAUACAAAGAAAGGACCGAAAGCAAAAAUCACGAAUGUUCUCACACUACACACAAUUCGUUUGGGGGCGACUAAUUUCACUGCAUGGUAGGCCAAAUUAUAAAAUAGUUUAGAAAAUACGAAAAAUGGGACAGCGCCGCGCGUUAAAUGCGCGCACAAGUAGUCAAAUAUAUACAGAACAUGUACAUAUAUAUAUGUAUAACUAUGUAAGCAUUAAUGAAAUACUUGCGAAAGCAUAGAAUUUUGAUAAGAGAUAACGGUAAACGUUCGUUGCAUGCAACGCAUAUAAAUGCGCAUGCUUGCUGGCUAUCGAUCGCUUGUAAGCGUUUACGUAAAUUCUUGCCAGAAGAAAAAAUAUAGCAAGAAAGUGCGUUCUUUACAAAUAAUCAAACAUUUAUUUAAUAAUAAAUACAUUGAUUUUAUUACGAAUAUUUGUAAUGAAAGUUUGCGUCAAAAACCGGUACACUUACUGUCUUGUCAACACUCGUUUUAAUCACUCGUUGUGUGUGUGUGUGAGUGUGCCUAACAGCCGGUUGCUAAGCAAAAGUUUAAUCACACUCCAUUAGUGCACAAAAAUGAAUUAUCGCUAAAUUAAUGAUUCACAGGUAAUUAAAAUGCCAAAUUUUAAUUGCUUCCGUAAUGGCAAACAACGUGUCUUCGUAUACUUCGGCAUUUGAGGAAAAGGUUUUUUUUUCCAAACUCGAUAAUAGAAAUAUGCUUUUCGCGCUUAGUUAAUGACUAAAAAUAUAUUUGUGUGUGAGUAAAGCUGUUAUAUUUGGUAUUAAUUACACAGUUGGCAUAUAUUAUUUGGUUUGUCUGUACUAACUGGAAUAUACCUAGUACAUAUAUGGUACUUUAAUAUGUUAGUUACCACACAAUGCGCAAACUUUGUUGAGCAAAAAUUAUUGAAAUGUGUUCAAUGCUUGGUUUCAGCGUUUAAUUUCAUACUUUAUCAGACUUAAAAAUUGAAAUAGACAAAUUUUUCUUGCUAAAUUGUCUUCAUUUCAAUAUGCAGUUUGAUAAAUUUGAAUUUGAAAUUCACUAGCCUUACAAUCGAAUGCAGAAACGCUGGAUUUCUAAUUAUUUUUUAAUUUAUUAAAAUGCUUAGAAAUCCAGUUUUCGAAGUACAAGUUUCCAUUGUGUUUUUGUUGAAUUCUUUAAAAGCUAACCCUUUUUAUUUUUGAAAAAUUUAAAAGCAUUUUAAUGAUUUAUUAGUGUAGACUGACAUAAAUUAAUUGAAAUGCUUUUAAUUUUCCAUAAAUUCCUCUUCAAACCUAUUUCAAUGUUUGCGCUCAACAAAACAGCCUUAAAUUGAAACCAAAUUAAUUACCUUAUUGUUUUUAAAAUGUUUUGGCUCGUUCAUUUUUACUUAAUUUUAGCGCGUACUCCUUACUAGUGUGCAGUCUAUAGGCGGCUGUUUAACAAUU